UGACCACAAGAGGCCGGCAGGACACUGUGACCAGUUGCCCGAACGUGGAUAAGGCCAACGAAUCGUUCAGUGUCGGUCAAAUGUUGACCAGUUGUCGUGUUCGUGUAGUUGCUAGUCAAUAUUUACACAACAAAUGAAACUUCUAAAAGAUAUUAUCGGAAAAAUGGGCAAUGGAAAAUCCAAGACCAAAACGAAGGAGAACAGGGGCGAGAGAAAGAGAUCGAUAGAUCAAUCGCAUGAGAUGCAGGAGAAAAGUUCUAAUAAUUUUUCGGAAUUCGGCGCGGCUUACGAUCCGGAACUUGUGCGGAUGCGUCGCAGUCUGGAAAGGGACCAGCAGGCGUUCAUUCUGAAUAAUCUCAUGCUCAGCGUUGAGUUUUUCGAAAACUAUGACCAAGAGAUUUUAGAUAUCAGGGCGAGUCCAAUCUCUCGACAGGAAUACGAUCUGAAUACGAUCCUAUCACAGAGUCAGAAACACGUUUUGCUCCCAGACGUUCUUCAGGAACAAGUUGCACGCCACGUUAAGUUCACGUCGUCGAGAAAAACUGAGAAUCUUAUGGUAGAGCCUCUGCAGCCGGUACGCAUGUACGUCGUUCUCGACAACAUAGACGUGAACGAGAUCCCCGAAGGUCCCGAGUACAGCAUCCUGACUGACGCAAUAUUUUACAACAUGUGUCUGGAGCCCAGCUCGAACAAAGGAUUCGUAAAGCUCAGAUCACUGGAAGUGACGCCAGCGUCAAAAGAAAAAUCUAACGAAGGUUCCGAUUCGGAUUUGUCAUCAAUCGCCGAGGAUGAUGACGAGAUCUAUAAUGAAAAGGAGGACAUGUUUAACCCCAGAGUGAAUCCAGGCGUGCGUUUUCUAUCUCAAGUCGAAAAGCGGGCUAAUUCACUAGCGACAAAGCCGGUUUUUACGCAAUCGAUGAGCGAUCUACGUAACACUGAAAAAUCGGACUAUGAAGCAGCCUCUUUGGAAACGGGCAGAACAUUUUCCCAGGCGAGUUUGAUACUCCAGGAAGAUCCGGACGACGGAGAGCAAGAUUCUUCAAACGAUGGAACUUCGGAAAGGAGAUUGAGUGGACGCGUUAAGCCGACGUCAAACGCAGUUCUUCGCGGUCAGAUAGCCUCCCACGGAAAGCUGAAGCAGCUCAAGAAGCGACAGAAUCACGCGCUUCAGAAUCAAAGAAGCGCUGAGGCUAGUCCAGCGAGCAGCAGGAGCUCUGGUUAUCGAUCCGGGUCUUCCGGGAGCAACUACGUGAUCGACAGUGACUCGGACUAUGGUUAUGCCACCAUAACGAACUUCAACACGCCGAAGCCGCUGGUCAGGCCAGCGAACAUUCCAGCCUCGUCGUCCGAAAUACCCGUUUCGUGUUUCAAGAAGAUAGUUUACACACGUGACGGGAAAGUCUACAGCGAGAAAACUGAGAGGAUACAGCUGCAGAACCGGCAACAGAGGAGAAUAAGACAGGCACUAAAGCGGCAGAACGAGGACCGGUUAUACCUGAGGAGCGACGUCUUCAUGCACUACUUCCAAGACCUGUUCGCAAGCCGGCUGGCCGAGCCACUCGGCUUCACUGCCGAGGAUGUUGACGACGCCACCAGACAGGGUGCCAUUAUAUACUGCGACUCGAUAGAGUUGCUUGAGAGGAACCGCGGGGUAGUUAUACCCCACGAAAUCGUACCAAGCAUACAAGCCGAGUGGCCAGAUUGCGGCAGCGAGUGGCUGAGCAGAUUGCGAUCGGAAGUGCUCGAUCCUGCGAGCAACGUGAUCUAUACGUGGCCCACUAGGAAGAUGAUCGAUAAGAUAAAGAAGUUCGGCUGUCAUAUAGUCCCAGAAGGCUACAUGCCGAAAAGGCAACCGAAUCCGAAUCAUGAUAUUGAGUGGCAGCUCACAUUUCCAGCGGCAGAACGGUACCUUGAAACAUGUCUCAGCCAUGCUCAAGUCCGUAUCUACUUGCUCGCUCUGAUGCUUCACAAGACCUUCAUUCGUCCCGUUGACACCACCUUCGGACUAACCACAUCCCACAUAAGAUCCCAGCUCUUUUUGCUCCUCGAACAAAACUACUCGCCAGCGAUGUGGCCCGAGCAUAGAAGCGGCGAAAGCCUUAGGAGAUUGCUCAGAAAACUCUACAGUGCUGUUUCUCAGAGCCAGCCCUACCUUCCGGAUUACUUUAUCAACGGGAAGAACCUCUUUGCAAAUAUUCCGAGGCAGUACCUGCUGCUUACGCAGAAACAGCUUAAUCGGAUAAUCGACAAUCCCGUUAUGUACGUGAUUGCGUCCAUGGAAAACAUUCGGUAUAAGCCGGAGUUUUUUCCCGUAUUCGACUACAAGAGGUUGUUCAAAAUACUCACUUUCGAGAACAGCGAGCUAGUCACCCUCAUCAAUCCCGCUCUCAGUCCAGUAGACAGACCCAUAACCCAGGCUCCGGAUGAAGAUAUGGAGAUAUUCGAAGAACGGUUUGACAGGGUCGGGGGAUUCUGGGUCAAAGUCAAGGCAAAAGAAGACACGUCGACAGAACGGGCUCAGAAAAUUGUGCAACACAAAAACGUCAUCAAUAAGAAGUCAAGCAGAGUAACGUCACAGGAAUUGGUUGUUGAAAUUUCUCGUCAAUGCGCCGAGUUACGUGGCCUUCGAUUGACUGCCUUCCUGGACAUGUUCAUCCAACAUUUCAUUAGAAUGGCACAGCGAUGUCAUCACUACGGAGCGAUGAAGCAAAAGGACGUUUAUCUGAACCAAGCAGAACGACUGUCGAUGAUACUCUCGGAACAGGGUAACGGAAAAGAAGACGCAAGGCGGUAUUUGGACACAAUCAACAACCUCACGAAAGAACUAUCGCGACCUAGGGAGCAGGCAGACGCGCCCGAGACACCGAGACGAAACGAACAGCCCCUGAUCAGCAUCCCUCUGAACCAACACUUCACCGACAAAGCCGAAGAAUGGGGAGGAGGUUCACUUUUCGUACAUCCUAUCGGGGAAUCUAAAGAGUACGACAUUUAUUCGGACGCUUCGCAGAGGCGACCGACGGUCAACUUCCAAGCCCAGACGACGCAGGUUGAAAUCGACGGCACCAUCACCAUGGGAGAUGUGAAUGACGUCUCAUUUCGAAACGGCCAUUCGAAUUUACCUCGCAUCGUAAGUCUGACCGAAGAACCUCAGAAGGAAUCUUAUCUUUCCGAUUCCACGUACAUUUGAGGAGCGUUCGCAUGGUCAUCGUUACACGAUGGAUUAAUCUACGUCCACAGAGAUGGAUCGAAGCAAUAGAAAUUAAUAAAUUCGUCCAGAGGCUCGGGCUUGUGUUGAUAGAUUCGCGGAACAGUGCUUUGUGGGUGUGAGUCUGUCAGCCAUGAUUUUUUUUUUUUUACACGAGAUAUAAAGAUGCUUGAAUUGAAAAUCAGCCUGCCAUACUCGAAAAUGGCAUUGUUCACGCUGAUCGUGAAUUAAUUUGCGAUCAUGAUUUAAGGCGAAUUGAAGUUAUCUGUGAUCAAGAAAAUUGACAGUUAUUGGGAGGAAACCUCGUAAGCGUUUGAACGUUUCGAACUGGCUCACAUUAGAUUUGAAAUGAAUUAAAACUUAUUCAAGAAAAAUAUAAGAAACGGUGAUUUAGUUUAAGUAUUCAUUAUAAUCUAUUCAGAAAUAACACCUAUGUAGAUUUCACGCUGCGUAGUAAAUUAUAUCUCUAUUACAUUUAACGACAGCGGAGCUGAAAUUCUUCGCUAAAUGUACCGACGCCUAUCGUCCGCAAUUGCAAUUUUUUUUUUUUUGCUCUCGCUUAUCAACUGCUAUGCGUAGUAGUUCUUAGCAUUAGCCUGCCACGGCUUAGCUUAUCGGUAUAGUUUUUAUUUAUUAUUAUCACGUCAGUAGAUUUCAUCACGGAAGACUCGGAUUUGCAAAGAUUUUAAAACGUAUUAAAUAUUUAGAAAUGAAUAAUGUAUCGUUAAUCUUGUCAAUAUUAAAUAUUUUUAUCUGAAAAUUAUAAGUAAGAAAUAAAAUUACCAACGUACCUCGA
This is a messenger RNA of Diprion similis, 4001 nucleotides long. RefSeq lists its product as uncharacterized. NCBI's taxonomy places the organism in Eukaryota, Metazoa, Arthropoda, Insecta, Hymenoptera, Diprionidae. The coding region runs from base 134 to 3187 and encodes 1017 amino acids. The transcript has 4 exons. The record is from RefSeq and is a predicted model, not a curated record.